Onychostoma macrolepis is the source of this 2625-nucleotide messenger RNA. RefSeq names its product transmembrane protease serine 9-like. Gene Ontology annotation, molecular function: serine-type endopeptidase activity. The record is from RefSeq and is a predicted model, not a curated record. The transcript is spliced from 12 exons. NCBI's taxonomy places the organism in Eukaryota, Metazoa, Chordata, Actinopteri, Cypriniformes, Cyprinidae. Gene Ontology annotation, biological process: proteolysis. The coding region runs from base 105 to 2024 and encodes 639 amino acids.
UUGGGGCUGAGAGUGCUUGAUGAACACAUCAGAACCUGCUUUACAUCUCAUUAGAGACCGAGAGUAGAGGAAACAGCAGUCAGAUCACAGAGAAGAGCAGGAGUAUGAAGUUUAUUACAGCUUUGAGUGUUGCUGGAACCAUACUUCUCAACAUAGCAGGUUCUCUCUGCCAGUUAGAUGUGUGUGGUCAAGCCCCCCUAAACACCAAGAUUGUUGGAGGGGAGGCUGCAACGGCAGGGUCUUGGCCGUGGCAAGUCAGCAUUCAAAGCUCCGCAUUUGGAGGCCAUUUCUGUGGUGGGAGUCUAAUCAACAAAGACUGGGUUUUGUCUGCUGCUCACUGCUUCCAGGACUCCCUGGGUACCAUUCGGAUCUACCUGGGACGUCAGAGCCAGUCGGGAUCAAACCCUAAUGAAGUUCUCAGGACGGCAAAGACUGUCAUCAACCAUCCUAACUAUUACGAUGCUACCCAUAACAACGACAUAGCACUGAUCCAGCUCUCUUCUUCUGUGAUGUUCACUGAUUACAUUAGGCCAGUCUGUCUGGCGGCUGCUGGUAGUAAAUUCGCUGCAGGUACAGACAGCUGGGUCACUGGAUGGGGAACACUACAGUCAGGAGGUGUGUCUCCUAACAUACUGCAGGAGGUGAUGAUACCACUUGUGAGAAGCAGUGACUGUGAUGAUGCUUAUGGAGGAGGCAUCACAAGCAAUAUGAUUUGUGCUGGAUUGUUAAAUGAGGGAGGAAAAGAUUCAUGUCAGGGAGACUCUGGAGGUCCAUUGGUUACUAGGAAUGGCUCUCUGUGGAUUCAGUCCGGCGUUGUGAGUUUUGGUACUGGAUGUGCUGACCCCAAAUAUCCCGGUGUGUACGCCAGAGUCUCUCAGUACCAGGACUGGAUCACCUCUACCAUAAGCAGCAACCCACCUGGAUUUGUCAAAUUCAACAACAAUGGAUUCAGAAUCUCUCCUAACCUCCUUUUAGUUUCAGUUUCUCUCACAUUCUCUAUCAUUCCUUUCAUAUACUCCCUAUAUCUCUCUUCGACAUUUCUCACUGAAGGAAACAGCAAACAUUACACAGACAAUAACAUGAGGAUGACGUUGUGUCAAGCUGUGUGUUUUGCAGGAGUCAUACUUCUUAGCAUAACAGGCUCACUUUGUCAGUUAGAUGUGUGCGGUCAGGCUCCUCUCAACACCAAGAUUGUUGGAGGACAAGGUGCAGUUCAGGGGUCUUGGCCCUGGCAAGCUAGCCUUCAUAGAAUUACGUCUGAAAGUCAUUUCUGUGGUGGGAGUCUAAUCAAUAAAGACUGGGUUUUGUCUGCAGCUCACUGCUUCCGGAGUACCGCCUCAUAUAAUGUAAAAAUCUACCUCGGCCGUCAUCUCCAAACGGGCUCAAACUCGAAUGAGAUCUCCAGGACAGUGACUCGGCUCAUCACCCAUCCCAGCUAUAGCUCAACUACCCAAAACAAUGACAUAGCACUGCUGCAGCUCUCCUCUUCCGUGACGUUCACUGAUUAUAUUAGGCCAGUUUGUCUGGCGGCCACUGGAAGUGUAUUUGGUGGAGGUACUAAGAGUUGGAUCACUGGAUGGGGCAAACUCAAUUCGGGAGACACCCAGAUUCCAAACAUACUGCAGGAGGUGCAGAUACCGAUCGUAAACAACAGUGUUUGUAAUAAGGCCUAUGGAGGAAUCAUUACAAGCAACAUGCUGUGCUCUGGACUAGAUGAGGGUGGAAAAGAUUCAUGCCAGGGAGAUUCUGGAGGUCCAAUGGUACAUAAGAACAAUUCUCAGUGGAUUCAGUCUGGCAUUGUGAGUUUUGGGCGAGAUUGUGGACUACCCAAGUUCCCUGGCGUUUACACCAGAGUGUCUCAAUACCAGUCUUGGAUCAGCUCCCAAAUAAGCAGUGAUCUACCGGGAUUUGUCUCGUUCACCUCGACUGAAACCAGCUCUGGCUCACCCAGUCUCCUCUUAUUUUCCCUUUCUCUCACAUCAUCCAUCAUUCCUCUGAUUAUCUCCUUAUUUGUAUUUUCUUAAUGUCUUAAUUAAUUCUCUGAUUUAUGUCAUUUUGGUUAUUUACUUUACUUUAAAAUAUUAUACACUCUUAAAAAUAAAGGUGCUUCACGAUGCCAUAGAAGAACUUUUUUGUCUAAAUGGUUCCAUAAAGAACCUUUAACAUCUGAAGAAUCUUUCUGUUUCACAGAAGGUUCUUUGUGGCAAAAGAAGGUUCUUCAGAUUAUAAAAAGGCAAGGAAGAGAUGGUUCUUUAAAGAACCUUUGACUGAAUGGUUCUUUGGGGAACCAAAAAUGGUUAUUCUAUGGCAUCGCUGUGAAGAACCUUUUAAGCCCCUUUAUUUUUAAGAGUGUAGUAUGCUUUAAAAUAUUAUAGUACUAUUAGUGUACUAAUGUUACUAGUACUAGUGUUCUGUUAGCAUGUGAGCGCACUUGUUCACACAUUUUAUUAAAAUGAAAGAAUACAAAUGCACUGCAGUCACUUUGUAUUUAAGAACAUUUUUGUAGUACAAUAACAGAGUACAGUAACCUAAUACUUUGUCUCUGGCCUUAAUUUCUGUAGUGGAAGUGCAGAACAAUCAAACUACACUCUGUAAUAAACAUGGAAGGAACGUAACUUAUGCACA